Messenger RNA from Oryctolagus cuniculus (rabbit), 1218 nucleotides. RefSeq names its product proline rich 32 (gene PRR32). The record is from RefSeq and is a predicted model, not a curated record. NCBI's taxonomy places the organism in Eukaryota, Metazoa, Chordata, Mammalia, Lagomorpha, Leporidae.
AUCUAGAAAGAAGCAGUUGGUCCCCGGCUUCAUUCGAGUUGUCAAGUCUCACUAACGCAGAAGCACAGGUCAUUUCUCCAGGCUGAGUUGGCCUGUGUGGGCGUUUAGCUGGUUUUCUCCACCACCUCAUAAAGGCUAUCCUGAUCAAAUUUCUCCAUGGCUUGUAUUGAGAAUGUAAGCCUGGGGAGACAUGCUCCUUCACCCAUAGUCGGCACUAUGGACAAAAAUGGAAACCAAGAUCUGCACCAGGACAUGCCCAAGGAAUGUCUGAGUUCCAUGCUAAGGGAAGAUGUGGAGCCCUGGGGCCACACUCACGUCCCGCUGAGAUCUUCCUUCAACGUGCUGACCGAUUUGACAAGACAGCAACUGGAGCGACCCUCUGAGAGAACAGGAUCCUGCAUUCCUGUUGUUAGUUCCAGAGCUCUUAGACAGCCUUAUGGGCCACCACCUGCUGUUGCGGAAGAGUCCCUAGCAACAGCAGAAAUAAAUAGCUCUGAGGGGCUGGCAGGCCGGAGGCAAAAGGGACAGGAUUCUAUUAAUAUGUCCCAGGAAGUCUCUGGUGGCCCUCCUGCACUGAUGGUAGGGGGCACAAGAGUCAGCCAUGGAGGCACUGAGAGAGGUGGCAAUAAUGCCAGGUUUUAUUCGACUUUGCCAAGGGGUAAAGGUUUCUUUCAACCCAGGAUCCCACAAGUAAGAGGCCCUCCACAAAUCCCUACCCUUAGAUCCGGGAUAGUGAUGGAGGUACCUCCAGGAAAUCCUAGAAUGGCCUGCCAGAGAAGGCUGGCUCAUGUUUCCUUCCCUCCGGGAAGAGCACGACACCCCAUGGAUAGGUGGCCAAGGCCUAUCCCACUGUCUUCCAGUACUCCAGGUUUACCUCCUUGCUCUACCGCUCAUUGCUUCAUAUCGCCACAGCCUCCAAGUUUCAAUCCCUUUCUUGCUAUGCCCAUUGCUUUUGCUCCUCCCCCAAUAUUUGCUCCUCCACUGCCCUCUUAUUUUGCUCAUUUCCCUUCCGGGGGAAUGCUGGUUGCUUCAUCCUCAAGCAGAGAGCAUAACUGAGUGCAGAGAAGGAAGGAGAAAGAAAAAGAUUAGGAGGAAAAGAUUCAAGUUAUUAGUUCAUGGUUUUUGUAGUUGAAACCUCCUACCUGUCACACUGAAUGUGCCUUAUAUACUUGGAGAUUCAAUAAAAUUUCCACAACCUGAAAAAAUUGUGAAUUUUUU